AUGAAGGUCCAGUCGUUGCUCUGGACUCUUGCACUUUGCCUUGUCCUGGCGGUGUGCAACUCUGAUGCAACAAAUGAAACAAGGUCAGAAAGUUCAAUAGUGAACAGAGUGCGUCGCAAGAAGACAAAAUGCAAAGUCAUAGAUAGUCACUAUGUAUCAUCAUCUCCGCCACCAUCUCGUCCCAUCUCCAGGAUCCGUCUUGCUCUGACAGGUGACGACCGUUCUAUGCGAGUGUCAUGGUCCAGCCCUGCUCCGUGCAAAAAUCCCAAAGUCUGGAUCAGAAAAAUCGAAGCUAAAUCCAAGAAAACAAAGUUCACAGGAGUAAUAGAGCAGCCCUACGUGUUCAGAUACCGCAGAUACGUCUAUAGAAGUCAGUACUUUCACCACGCUCUGAUCACUGGGCUGGACCAUAAAGCAAGGUAUAUGUACCGUAUCAAAUGUGGCAGUAAAAAGUCAACCAAAUUACCAUUUACGUCACCUCCUCAACUGGGUAGCAGGUCACCAGUAAGACUUUUUGCAUUUGGUGAUCAUGGAACUGACAGAGAGGCCAGGAGAACCCUUGACGCAAUGGUUAAUGUAACCAGAUUUAAAGACUAUGACAUGGUGAUUCAUCUAGGAGAUAUUUCGUAUGCUAACGGUGAAGACACUGAGUACGAAUGGGAUGUAUGGGGAGACAUGGUCCAGCCUUUGACAUCACAAAUUCCAUACAUGGUCACACCAGGAAAUCAUGAAAUUGAUGAAGAUGACUCCGGAGGAGAAUUGGGUAUAGCGUACCGAAAACGUUUCUAUAUGCCCAUGACAUUCCGUGGAUCACGAAGUGAAUACUGGUAUUCAUGGGACUAUGGGCAGAUACAUUUUGUGUCUGUUUCCACCUCACAUUCUGACAACAGAAUACAACAACAGUGGAUUGCAAAUGACUUGAGGAAUGCUGCACGGAGGAGACACAUUACUCCAUGGAUUAUAGUUGUAGGCCACGAUCCACCGUAUUCACACAACACCUAUCACUACAGUCACGGAGAUCUGAGAGACUGGCUCGAUCCUCUCCUAGUGACCUACAAAGUUGACCUAGGACUUUGGGGACAUAAUCAUGGAUAUGAACGAACCUAUCCCAUUGCUGACUCUGAUGUUGUGCAACGAAACUAUCAAAAUGCUCAAGCACCAGUUCAUGUCAUCUGUGGAGCUGCUGGGAAAGAUCUGUAUGAUUGUUGGAAAGAUAAUUCUCGAUAUUCUGCAUUUCAAGAAGGCAGAACGUGGGGAUAUUGCACUGUAGAAGUGACCAGUGCUUCAAUGGCCAAAAUACAAUUUGUGAACAGUUUCAACGGAAGAAUUGUGGACACUUUUACACUCACAAAACGAAGAAAUUAGCUGUCUGUCAACUUAGCUUCCCUCCUCUUCUUUCUCUUUGCUCUCUCUCUCUCUCUCUCUCUCUCUCUCUCUCUCCUCCCUCCCUCCCUUCCUCCCUCCCUCCCUCUCUCUCUCACUAAGUGUUUGACAUUUAUCUCAUUAUGAUAUUAUGAUUACUGACUGGUUUGUCAAAGUUCAUUUGAAGUACUAUUUACAGAAAGAGUAUCAAAUAGCCAGCAAUAAGACAUGUUCUUUAUAACUCUUCUAUGUGCUUUACAAACUGAACUGAGUCAAUAUUACCACUGACUACUUGCUUGUCCCAA
This is a messenger RNA of Corticium candelabrum, 1667 nucleotides long. Its product is annotated as acid phosphatase type 7-like. Bases 1 to 1365 code for a protein of 454 amino acids. The record is from RefSeq and is a predicted model, not a curated record. NCBI's taxonomy places the organism in Eukaryota, Metazoa, Porifera, Homoscleromorpha, Homosclerophorida, Plakinidae. The transcript is spliced from 2 exons. Gene Ontology annotation, molecular function: metal ion binding; acid phosphatase activity.